Molecule: messenger RNA, 2304 nt
Organism: Heteronotia binoei (common prickly gecko)
Lineage: Eukaryota; Metazoa; Chordata; Lepidosauria; Squamata; Gekkonidae
Gene: CACNB1
Product: calcium voltage-gated channel auxiliary subunit beta 1
Exons: 14
Coding region: 9-1934 (641 amino acids)
Biological process (GO): calcium ion transmembrane transport; neuromuscular junction development; chemical synaptic transmission
Cellular component (GO): voltage-gated calcium channel complex
Molecular function (GO): high voltage-gated calcium channel activity; protein binding
Source: RefSeq, a predicted model, not a curated record
GCAGCUCCAUGGUGCAGGAGGGCGGCAUGUCACGCACGCCUUACAGCUCCAGCCAGGACAUCCAGAUGGAGGUCUUCGACAAUCCCGGCCUCCAGGGGAAGUACAGCAAGCGGAAGAGCCGCUUCAAACGCUCCGACGGCAGCACCUCUUCGGACACGACUUCCAACAGUUUCGUCAGGCAGGGUUCAGCUGAGUCCUACACCAGCCGCCCGUCUGACUCUGAUGUGUCGCUGGAGGAAGACCGCGAAGCCCUGCGCAAGGAAGCCGAGCGCCAGGCCCUGGCACAGCUAGAAAAAGCAAAGACCAAGCCAGUAGCGUUUGCUGUGAGGACGAACGCCGGCUAUAACCCUUCUCCCAAUGACGAUGUACCUGUCCAGGGAUUGUCUAUUUCUUUUGAACCCAAAGACUUUCUUCAUAUCAAAGAGAAAUACAACAACGACUGGUGGAUCGGUCGCCUGGUGAAAGAAGGCUGUGAAGUUGGCUUCAUCCCAAGCCCUGUCAAACUGGAGAACAUGAGGAUGAUCCAGGAGCAAAAGAUGCGGCAACACCGGCUCAGCUCCAGCAAAUCGGGAGACAACUCCACCUCCAGUCUGGGAGACGUGGUGACAGGAACCCGGAGGCCCACACCGCCUGCCAGUGGUACCUUGGACAUGACUAACUUAGCUUAUGACCCUGACGCCCUUGACUUAGAAGAGGAGGAGGAGGCGACCGAGGAGAACCAGCGAACCCCUAAGACUAGCGUUAGCAGCGUCACCACGCCCCCCUCCGCCACCAAGCGCAUGGCCUUCUUUAAGAAGACGGAGCAUGUGCCACCCUACGAUGUGGUCCCUUCCAUGCGGCCGAUCAUCCUAGUGGGUCCCUCUUUGAAGGGCUACGAGGUGACGGACAUGAUGCAGAAAGCUUUGUUCGAUUUUCUGAAACGCCGAUUUGAUGGCAGAAUAUCCAUCACACGUGUGACAGCCGAUAUCUCCCUGGCCAAGCGCUCAGUCCUCAACAACCCUAGCAAACACACCAUCAUUGAGCGCUCCAGCACCCGUUCUAGCCUAGCUGAAGUGCAAAGUGAAAUUGAGCGCAUCUUCGAGUUGGCCCGCACGCUGCAGCUCGUAGCCCUGGAUGCUGACACCAUCAACCACCCAGCUCAGCUGUCCAAGACGUCGCUGGCACCCAUCAUUGUCUACAUCAAGAUAUCUUCCCCCAAGGUGCUGCAGAGAUUGGUGAAGUCAAGGGGCAAAUCCCAGGCAAAGCACCUGAACGUGCAGAUGGUGGCAUCGGACAAACUGGCGCAGUGCCCUCCGGAACUGUUUGACAUCAUCCUGGACGAGAACCAGUUAGAAGACGCCUGUGAGCACCUGGCCGAGUACCUGGAAGCCUAUUGGAAGGCCACGCACCCUCCCAGCAGCAACCCACCCAAUCCGCUGCUGACACGCACCAUGGCGACAGCCGCCCUGGCAUCCAGCCCCGCCCCCGUCUCCAAUCUCCAGGGACCCUACCUAGUGCAUGGGGAGGAGCCUCACAACACCGAGCCCUCCGGCCUUCACAACUACUCGGGGCAGCCGGUGGUGCGGGGCCAGAUCCGGCCAGCGCAGCAUCCGUCCCACCUGGCCGCCCGGGGCCUUUCCCGCCAGGACACCUUUGACUCGGAGACCCAGGGCAGUCGGGAUUCUGCCUACACCGAGCCGGGGGAUUCCUGCAUGGACAUCGAGACCGAUCCCUAUGAGGAGCCAGAGCCCCGAAGCCUCCACGGCACGGGCCGCCGCCACCAGCGCCAGUCUUCCUGGGACGCCGAGGAACCCGACCGGCAAAACCACAACCGGCCUCUGCGCGGGCGGGGCAAGGGGCGGGAGCGCUACGGCCAAAAUGAGGAGGAGGAGGAGACCAUUGGCCGCAACCAAAACGAUGUUGAGGACUGGGGGCGGGAUGCUUACAUCCACUAAGGCCCCGGGGGGGCAUGGUUUUGAUCCGCUGGGGAGAAGGCCUCCUCCCACUCACAUUCUUGGGGGGGUCAGUGGCGGUCUUGAAUGCAGUGGCCCCUGGGGAGAGACGCAGUCGGCCAAAGGCUCGGUCUUCGUCUCCAGCAGGUGGCAGUUGGCGGGAGCGGUGCUUGUGUCCCAGAGACCAUACCGUCACCAGCCAGGCCUGUGAGUUGACUCCCCUCCUCUCUGUUCUCUUUUGGGGGACCCCCCCACCCUCCCCCUCCCCUGCGCCUCGCCAUUUGUGCCAACAAACCUCUCUGACCAUCCCUUGCCCGACCAGCCAGCACUGCCUGGGCUUUUCUCACAGUGUCAUUAAAACAGAAAAAAAUCA